AAAAAAACAAAGAAAUCAUAAGAGCAGCAUAUAAAUAUAAGGAAUUUAUUAUGCCCAAUGCAACUUUAUUCCGAAUAAAAUGUUGUGCGUGGCAUAUUUGAGUGUAAGCGCCCAUUAAUGUGUGUCUGCGAGUGACUAAAUGAGUGCUGGUGAGUGUGUGUGUGUGUGUGCGUGUGAAUAUCCGGUAAGCCAAAUGACUUCGUAUAAGUGUAUUAGAGUGUUUGCAUUUUUUGAUUGUUCCCAGAGACCCAUAAAACAAGAGGUCGGUCAUAUGAGUAAGACCCCACACUAACAAGUGCCAAAGCAUAACAAAGGAUUAUUGUCAUCAUCACAGCCUACUAUAUACCCUGCCAACAUAGCGAGGCUCUUAACUUCUUUGCAUACUUGGCCCUUGCCAAAACAUCACCAUGCAAAUAUAAACAAAAACAAAUUGGCAAACAAAGCUUAACAUUUAAACAAACAAACCAACACUCAUCCUUACUUGUAUGUUUUAUAUAUGUGAAGGGGAGCUCACGUCACCUCAAUAAAAGGAUCCUUUGAAUGCUUCCAAGUGUGUUAAAUGUAUAAUUGCCAUGUUAAUGAUCUCAAACAGAUGGUAAUACACCACUACACCUACAACAAAGUGUACUAACCCUGAUAUAAAAAAAAAAAUAUAAAAAUAAAAAAAAACAACAACAACAAACAAAAAGUGAAUACGCCCUUACUGUUGUUCGCAAAGCCACAAUAAAGAGGAGAAAAAAUGUAAACCCAAGCAGAAUAAUAAUGAGUUCAAAUGAAAGUGAAAAUCAUAACGAUGCCAUAAGGUCAAUGAUAAAAUCCUGCAAAGGAUAACAGCAACAAGAGGAGGAAAAAAAGGAAAAGUGUUUCGCAAAAAAACACCGUUUAAUGGUCAAAUCUCAAAUAUAAAAUAAAGUGUGUGUAACAUUACAACAAGUAGCCCAACGCAGAAAACGCACAAAAAAGGAUAUUCCAAAGGAUUACCAGAGUGUAUUAAUGAAAUUAUAUAAACAAGAUAACAUAUGGAUUAUUAUUAGCCCUGGGCGUUGAGAAAUACAAACAAAACUACAAAAUACUUUGAAAUCAGCAAAAAUUCCUGCCAGACUCCAUCCAGCAACAAGGAAUACCAGUUGUUUAGCACUAAAUGAAAUACCAACAGAUCAUUGCUAACAUAUGCUGCAACAGAGCAGGUACACCGCAUACCAAGGGACAUCCAUGCUGAUGUCGAUGAUGAUGAUGGUGGGAAUAUUGGUGGAAAGUUAGAGGUUUUAGUAGCCAACAUAGUCACAAUAACAAUGGUGGCAUCAACCAUAUUCCCCUUACGAAUGACAGGAAGAUAUUAAAGGGAAAAGGAACGCUUCCCACCAAACGUAGCACAAAAUAAAAAAAAAGUAGCAAAACUAUUUUCUAAAGUUAACAAGUAUUCGCAAAGUAUGAAUUUCUAUCAAAGAGUGAGAAUAAACUCCAGCUCACCAACGACAGCAGCAUCGAAGGUGGCCAUAGCAUUCUUAGGAGUCGCAGAAGCAACAUCAGCACUAACACUACCGAUAACAAGUGGCACAAAUGUUAAAACCAACACCACAACAACAACUAGACGAGAAAAGGAAAUAUCAAAAACAACAGAAACAAGACCCCGACCACCUUCAGCAUCACCAUCAAGAGUGCUUGCCAACACCCACGAUACCAUUUACAGAAAUUCUAUCUCAACUUCCCUACCAGCCGAUACCUCCGCAUCCGCCUCCGCCGUAGUCACCAGCCCGACCGCUAUUAUCCGCUCUGGUCUAUCCCCCUACACUUGCUGCCCCACCACAGACUCAAUUUGCCACUGCUGCUGCUCCGCCUUGUUGUCUACUAAUGCAAAGAAAAACUCGAGGCGAUUUUGCGAUAUAACAUCAGAAACAGACACUAUGGCUAUAGUAGUCAAAGCAUCUGAAGAAAAACAUGCACAGGAGAUAGAGGUGCGGCCACCACUUACAUCAAUGUCAGCACAACAAAUACCAUCAUCAUCGUCAUCAUCGAGAAGGAGGAGAAGAGUAGAACAUGGUGAUGUGGCAAAUGAAGAAACAAUAACAGCAACCCCAACAACAUCAGCAGUAACAACAUUUCAAAGAAGGCCAACAACAGAAACAGCAUCGCCUUCGCCAUCACUAUCAUCAUCGCUAUCACAAUCGCCAUUGCCAUUGCCAUCACCAUCACCACCGCCUCAGCCACAACCAUCACCAUUGGGCUGCUAUUCUAGUCCAGGCAGUCGAAACUUGUAUCGAAACAUUAAAAUGCCCCUAAGACGUUUAAUGUUAACAAUAAUGGCAGCUGUUGUCCUUAGCACGGAGUUUACGAUAUGUGGCACCACUUCAAUGCUGGAGCAAAAGCUCAAAGUGAUUUCAUUGGCGAAUAACAACAACAACAGCAACAAUUCAAAUAUACCUGCAGCAACAGAGACAACAACAGCUACAAAUAAAUCUUCCAAAGUCAAUGACAGUUUACCAAAUUCACCUGUCACCUUGACAACAACGCUUACAACAAUACCGUCUAUGGCAUCAUCAAGUCUGCCAUUGACAAAGUCGUCGUCGUCGUCGUCAUUGUCGUCAUUGUCAUUGUCAUCAAUAUCAUCGUUAUCACCAUCAACAUCGUCAUCAUCAUUAUCCGCAUCAGAAACGUUGUCCGCCACAUCAAUAUCAUCCUCUUCAAUGGAGAGAAAGUCAUUAAAGUCCUUGGAAACGGCAGCUCUCACCGAAGCAUUGCCUUCAUCGUCCACAUCAUCGCAAUCGUCACAAGUGACGCCAAUGGCUGCUGUGGAGACUGCUGAAACAUUGCCAUUUCUAUCAUCAAUGUCCUCUUCAUCCCUGUCCUCUUCCUCCUCCUCCUCUUCGUCGUCCUCCUACCUAACGGCAACCACACUGAUACAGAAUGAGCCACUUACACUGGACGAUUUUAAUGCAUCCAGUGAAUUAUUAUCGGGGCCCACAUCAAUCUUGGGCACAUACGAUGCCAGUGAUUUACCGCCCCUAACCGAAGCUGAACAGGCGGCCAAGGAUUUAUUAACGAAGGGAUUUUCAAUUCCCACAUAUUUACCACCGUUUCCCGUGUUCGCCGUCGCAGAUUUGCCAGCUUAUUUAAACACGGUAUCCACAACGACAACAGAGGCGCCAUCAAAUCACCACAUGUCACCCGACAAUAUGAGCUCUCUCGAAAAUCUUCUGUAUUUCGAUAAUAUAGGUGGAAGUGACCAGGCGCAACUGCAGCGUCGGUAUCAGCAUCGCAAAUUGCAAAUUCCCAGGAGAAAUUCUAGUUUAGCCGGUGCCAACAAUGUGACCGUACAAGAGGGCAAUCAUGCUUAUUUGCCAUGUCGAAUUCAUCGCUUGCAAAACAAACCAGUGUCUUGGGUACGUUUACGUGAUGGUCAUAUCAUAUCGGUGGAUCAAACCACAUUCAUUGCCGACCAAAGGUUCCAGGCGAUAUUUCAGGAUGACAAAGAGUACACAUGGUCAUUGCAAAUAAAAUACGUUCAGCAAACCGAUGAGGGCUGGUUCGAGUGCCAAGCUAGUUCAGAGCCAAAAAUGAGUGCCAAAGUGUAUUUGAAAGUUAUUGUGCCAUUAACCGAAUUGAUUGGGGACCAAUCGCGCUUCGUUAAGGCCGGCAGUAAAGUGGCAUUGCAUUGCAUAGUCCGAGGCACACUGGAUCCACCGCAAUAUAUUAUCUGGUAUCGUGACAAAACGCAAAUAAGUGACGACAAUAAAAUGGGUUGGUAUACGCAAUUGGAUCGCAAUAUAUUUGGAAGCAGUGGCGACAAUGAGAAUACGAUUGGAUCUCUCAUUAUACCUUCAGUGCGUAAAGUGGAUUCCGGAAAUUAUACCUGCCAGCCAUCGAACAGUGCAUCCGUUUCCGUUGACCUGCAUGUGCUUAGCGGUGAAUAUUCUGCAUCGGCCAUUAUGUCAGCAGCACGAACUUAUGCCCUUAAUGAUGCUUAUCUGUUGAUUUUACUUUUAUUGAUGUUAUUACACAAUACGUGAUUCUGGGGCCAAAAUACGAAUUAAGUGUUGCAAUUAAUUUAAAUUUAUGGACUACGAGGCGGGCAUCAUCUCCCUAUCACGGCAAAGUAAAUACAAAAUGACAUGCAUUCAUCUCCUCGUCUCGAUCUGUUUGCAAGACAAACAUUCAAACGAACAAGCAGUCAUCCAACCAAGCAACCAAUCAUUUUGUUCACGUAGAGACCAAACGAAGGACCUACCGAACGACUUAGACUUGAAGUUGGAUUUUGAAUGCGUGUAAAUGUGAAUGUGAAUGUUUUGCGGUUGUGGUAAAUGUGAGUAAACAAAUUAUAGCUGAAGGACAACAAAAACAACCAAACAAAAUUACAUUAAAUCGAAUAUCCCAGACACGUUUUGUGUAAGCAAAAGGAUAAUAAGAACAAACAUUUAGCAAAGUAAGACACACAGCAAAAGAGAACGAAAGAGAGAUAGAGAAGGAGCAUCCUAAACAUAUGUAAAUAAUAUCGUAAAGGUAAAGCUGAACACAGACACACACACACACACAUACAUCCCUACUCACACAUUAAAACAAUAAUCUAAAAUCCAAUAAAACCUAAAUUUAGAUAAUUCUCAAUAAGUAUUAGUUGUCUGACUGCGGUUUAUCAAAGUAUAUGUAAUAUUAACUUUUCACAUACAUAUAAAGAUAACUACAACCUAAACAAAUAGAGAGCAAAAAAAUAAAGAAAACAUUGGACACUUUUUCAUAGAAAAGUCUAUAGAAA
This is a messenger RNA of Stomoxys calcitrans (stable fly), 4747 nucleotides long. RefSeq lists its product as uncharacterized. Gene Ontology annotation, cellular component: neuron projection membrane. The record is from RefSeq and is a predicted model, not a curated record. The coding region runs from base 1431 to 4007 and encodes 858 amino acids. Lineage: Eukaryota; Metazoa; Arthropoda; Insecta; Diptera; Muscidae. Gene Ontology annotation, biological process: synapse organization. The transcript is spliced from 7 exons.